AUGUUAGGAUCAAGGCUCAGGCACCGAUAUAGCUGGUUGGCUGCCACUGUGUCCUUGGUCUCUAUCACUUUAUUCUUCUGGAGCAGUCAUUCAAAUUUCUUGGACUUUCGGACCAGGUUAUCGGGCAGCAACAGCGCAUGGAUCGAUAGAGGUCCUGAGGCCGAAGACAAAGCUGUUAUUCUGGCAAAGAUCCAGACAGAAGAUGUCAGCUGGGUGUUGAACGAACUGCCAGAUUGGCAAAAAGCCAUCUACUACAUGGACGAUCCAGCUAACGGAACCCUGCAUCCACCUAAAAACAAAGGUCGCGAGGCUAUGGCGUAUCUCACCUUUCUGAUCGAUCACUAUGACAACCUUCCUUCAUCCAUGGUCUUUGUACAUCCACAUCUCGAGAGUUGGCCUGCAGCCUGGCAUACGGACGCUGAUGGGUACAACAACCUCAAAUCCAUUCAGUCCUUGAGGCUCGAUUAUCUCCAAGAACAGGGAUAUGUGAACAUGCGAUGCCUUCACAAUCCAGGCUGCCCUGAUGAAAUCCAGGUCCUGCGAAACGAGGAAGAUCGCACCGCUGAGCAUGCAAUGCGGGAGGCCUGGCCUUACAUGUUCGGAGGCAACAAGUCAAACAUUCCCGAGACAAUUGCCCAACCAUGUUGCUCACAAUUCGCCGUUUCAAAGACUCAAGUGUUGAAGCGCAACAAAGAAGAGUACAAACGCUAUCGUCAAUGGCUCUUCGACACCAAAUUCGAUGAUGCCACAAGUGGUCGAGUAUUCGAGUAUCUCUGGCAUGUAAUCUUCGGCCGAGAUGCCGUAUACUGUCCCAGCUUGCGAGAAUGCUGGUGUGAGCAGUUUGGACGUUGCUGA
Molecule: messenger RNA, 855 nt
Organism: Fonsecaea multimorphosa CBS 102226
Lineage: Eukaryota; Fungi; Ascomycota; Eurotiomycetes; Chaetothyriales; Herpotrichiellaceae
Exons: 2
Coding region: 1-855 (284 amino acids)
Source: RefSeq, a predicted model, not a curated record